Clunio marinus is the source of this 449-nucleotide messenger RNA. NCBI's taxonomy places the organism in Eukaryota, Metazoa, Arthropoda, Insecta, Diptera, Chironomidae. The record is from the annotation of a GenBank genome assembly.
UGAUUGAGGGCAUCAUAAGCAUGUUUUUUCCAAUGAAAAAUGUUUUAAUUUUGGUCACAACAAAUGUUUAACAAUGAAUCUUGUUGAAAAAUUUCAAAAGUUAUCAAAAAGAAGAUCAUUUAAGUAUGGUACUCCAUUUCUUGUGCUAAUUCUUGGUGGAUCAUUUGCAUUAAAAGAAUUUACACAACUGCGAUAUCAAUAUGCGCAAAAGAAAACCAUUAGGCCUGAUGAAUUAGAAGCGGAGGGAGUAAAAAUGAAAGAACCAGAGGAAGUGACAUUAGAGAAAGUGUAUGAAAAAGUGAAGGAAAUUGACAUUGAUCAUUGGGAAAAUAUUCGGGGCCCAAGACCAUGGGAGGAAACACAACAAAUAAAAGCCAGUAAUUAAAAAUCCUGUAAUAUAUAAUUAGGUAUUUAGUUGAAUAAAAUAAGAUUUUCAUUAUUAUCUAUUU